ACCAUCCCAGGACAGGAGUGGUUUGGAGAAGGGCACUUGUCUACAGCGACUGUGGUAGGAAUCCUGAAUGGCAAGAAGGACAGAAUGAUCAGCUGAAGCCGCAGAGCUCCAUGAUGCCAGCGGAGCACAUCUUUCUAGGGGCACUGGACAGCAGGGCUUCCUUGGUUGCCUAAUACCAGGCACACGUCAUUCUCCUGGGCUGGCUGUAAACGGCUUCCUGGAAGUCCAGCCCCAGCCACCAGCAGAGUCCAGCGGGUUCUGGCCACGAUUCCAAGGGGCGCCUCUUCUUUAUAAGGUCUCUGCCACUGAACCUCCAAUCAGACAGCGACGAGCAAACAUAGAGAUGUGACUUGACUGGAGAUGGAAAUUUCCAUAUUACUGCUGGGGCCACUGCAAACAACAGAGUAAAGACUGCAGUCUGCCAAAUACAAGAUAACCUACGAUAUGCACAAUUGUGCAUCUAGAUUUGAAGCUUCUUAAUGCCAUCACUGUGAAACUGCAUGUUGCUCCUCAGCAUUGUCAUCAUGAUUUCCCAAAGAAAACAUCACUGCUGCACUUUAAGGUUGAAACUGACAACCAAGCGUUUAAUGUUCUACGGCAUUGUAUCUGGAUUUUUUACUUUUGCUUUCCUGGUCUUCAUGUUGUUGACUGUAAACAAUUAUGAAUGGUUCCCAAGGAGAAGUGUUGUAACAGAAAAUCUUCAAGCACGCAAUUCUUUUCAGGUCAGUUCUAGAACUAGUCAAACAAGUCCAAUGCUGUUGGAGAACCUUGUAAAAUCUCAAGACUUCCAUCAUUACAGAUACAUUAUUAAUGAGCCUAAUAAAUGUCAAAAGAAAAGUCCUUUUCUUAUUUUGCUUAUAGCAAUACAAACAUGGCAACAGGAAGCUCGUCACGCUAUCAGACAAACCUGGGGAAAAGAAGAUCUUUUGCCUGGGGUCCAUACACUGAGGUUAUUUCUAUUGGGAAAGGAUACUGAUUUGACUAAUGAAACAAAACAGACUCUUCUGAAUGAAAGUCAGCAGUAUAAUGAUAUAAUACAGCAGGAUUUUAUGGACACGUACAACAACCUAACUCUUAAGACUUUGAUGGGAUUGGACUGGAUAGCAACAUACUGUCCACAAGUCCCAUAUGUCAUGAAGAUAGACAGUGACAUGUUUGUAAACACAGAAUAUUUAAUAACUAAUCUCUUGAAGCCCGACCAACCACCAAGAAUCAAAUACUUUACAGGGUAUUUAAUGCGAGAUUAUAUACCCAAUCGAAAUGCAGAAAGUAAAUGGUACAUGCCACCAGAAUUGUACCCAGGUGAUAGAUACCCUGUCUUUUGCUCAGGAACUGGAUAUGUGUUUUCUGGAGAUCUGGCAGAAGAAAUAAUUAACAUUUCUGGAAGCAUUAAAAUGCUUCACUUAGAGGAUGUGUAUGUUGGCAUAUGCCUAGACAAAUUGGGCAUUGUGCCUGUACCCCCGCCUAAGGAAAGUGAUUUCAACCACUGGAAAGUUAGCUAUUCCCCAUGUACAUACAGCAAAUUAGUCACAUCCCACCAGUACAAGCCCAGUGAACUGCUCUGGUACUGGGACAAUCUACAACAGAAUAAACACAAAUGUUUUAAAUAACUGUUUAAAAAAUAUGUGAUCAUCAACAAAAACGUUUGUCUGGUGUAGUCAGUGUGUAUGUUUUAAGAAUAAUACAACUGUGUAAUAAUAAUAAUUGAGAUUUGUCAUAUAUUUAUUUUUAAAUUUAAAUAAUAUUCCUGCAUUGAACAUACUGAGAUGUUGUGGUAGAAAAGUGAUGGUAAGGAAUGCUUACACAUAUGAAAAUGAUGUACAGCUCAUGUCAAAUGAAUUAAACAAUCGGUACAUUCUUAUGAAAUAAUUUAUUAUUUAUUACAGUGAGCAAGUUAGUUCAUGUUA
Molecule: messenger RNA, 1907 nt
Organism: Pseudophryne corroboree (corroboree frog)
Lineage: Eukaryota; Metazoa; Chordata; Amphibia; Anura; Myobatrachidae
Product: beta-1,3-galactosyltransferase 2-like
Exons: 5
Coding region: 501-1610 (369 amino acids)
Cellular component (GO): Golgi membrane
Molecular function (GO): N-acetyl-beta-D-glucosaminide beta-(1,3)-galactosyltransferase activity
Source: RefSeq, a predicted model, not a curated record